ACAACUUGAGAAUCCUUGUCAUAACAGAGUCUAUUGCAACACUUAUUUAUUAAAUGCAACAGUUAUUAAAUUCCUCCACUUUAUUAAAUCCCUCUAAUUUUUUCCACCUUAUUUUCCUAAACCCGCAAAAAACAAAAGGUUACAAUCUCUUUUUCGCCACUUUUCAUUCACCCACUGAAAAUCAAAAGACGAGAAGCUUCAGUACUACUAUACCCCUAAAUUUCUCUCACUAUACUCCAAUUUUCUCUCACUGUGAAUACCUAUCCUGCGAAUUGGUUCUGAAAUUACAAAGAAAUUACAUCUCAAAUUAUUGCUCAAGAUGAAAUUGCCCACCAUGAUUCUCCUAUCUGUUGUGAUGCACAACCGCUGAAGUGUGUAUGCUAUCAUUCGUCACCUUAAUACGCUUAAAGAGAGGACUAAAUUGUUGAUAUUUCUGAGAAAAUACUGGGGGUUUAAGAAAAUCAGAGAAAAUUUGGAUUUUGGGGGUUUCUUCGAAUCUGUGAAAUCUAAAAUAUUCUAGGGUUUGUGUUCAAUUGGUGACAUUUUAAGUGAAGAAACAACUUUGAAGGUUAGUAUAUUUGGAUUUUGUUAACAUUGAUAUCUCUGAGAAAAUACUGUAGAUCAGACAUCCUUAGGUGGUCCAAAGAUCUAGGUAAAGGUUUUCAUCCUCUUCUAAUAUUUUUAGUUGUUGUCUCACUAAGAAUGCUCUACACUUGAUGAGAUAUUGGGAUGCUAUCCUUUUUACUCUACAGGUACACGGACUCUUUCGAGCACUUGAAGAAGAAAAUAAAAUAUGUGCAGAUUAUUCCAGUGGUUCUGAUAUAAUGUAUGCACUAUAAGACUUGAAAAUCAGAGUUGAGAGAAAUCUGGCAAAGCUUAGUCCAAAUCAUAGAAUUCAGCUUAGUUUAGGUGAACCUGGGAUUUCCCUAUUCUGUUACAGAUCUGUGCUUCUUGAUGCCCGCAAGGACUUUAGACCUUUUACAUAUGAUUAUGUUGUGUUUCUUGUUCCAAAGGUUUCAGGCUCGAGCUUGUGAAUGGUUGUUUUCUUUAGAAGAAGUACAAUGGGUAGUUGUUGAAAGCUCCAAUGCUGCUCGUCUAAUAAUGAUUUUCUUGGAUUCUAGCCAUUCGGACGCCAGUACGGAAGAUAUCCAGAAAGAUCUCUCUCCUAUGAUAAUGCAAUUGUCACUGGGAAAUUUUGAUGAUGAAGCUAAGAUAUCCUAUCUUGCUGUUGAAGCAAAAGUUACUGUUGUAGCACACGAGCACAUGUUACCCAGAAUUGAAGCAAGCAGUGGUCUUAGCUUUUGGUGUUACUCGGUAAGUGAUAAAGUACUAUCACUAGAACUUGACCCUGACCUGCUUGCAUUUUGUGCUCGUUCUUGUUUAUCAGAACAAACUGAAGGUUAGUACUUGUUCUAAGUUUUUGUCUCAUCUUCUUCUUCUUCGACUUCUGUUUGCUUGUGAAAUUCUCUGUUAUUUAAGUAAUGUUCAAUACUUUGUUCUGGUUGCUGAAAGUGCCAUUAAUAGACAGUACCUUUCCCCCGUUCUUUAUUGUGCAAUCUACAAUUUCCUCUCUAGAACCUCACGAGCUGCAUUAGUCUGUCCAAGUACGUAUAGACCUAGCCUUUCCAUGUCUAAACAAACCUUUUACAUUGAUUUCAUCUGCUAGAACCUGACCGGCAUCAGAGAAUAGAGCUCAACAUUACUAACUUCAACACUUGUAAUUUUCUUCACCAAAUAAUGAGUUUAAGGACACAGAAGAAGAUAAAUAAAAUGAAUUUUAUAAUUCAGUCACCCAACUGCUGGCAUGGGUGCAUUUAGUCGAAAGAAAUUGGGCGACCAUAUUAACAGUAAUUAGAAAAAGGAUCCCAAAACAUGUAAGUAGAUUAGUUUAAAGUCAAACAUGUAUUUAGGAAAGUUUUAGGCAACUUAGUCCUACUAUAUGGUGGAUUUGGUGUAACUACUUGCAAUUUUAUUUUGAUUAAGUUUUGUAGUGGCUUUAUUGCUUAAUAUUUGUCUUGUUGAGGCAUUUGCAUUUGAAAAAGGUCAUGUGCACAGCGACAACAAUGUGAAACAAUCUUACAUUGAGGAAAACAUUGACAAAGAUUAAUGGCACGGAUUUUUUUCUGUAGGUGGAGAAAAUGAAGCGAAUGAGGAGAACAUUGAAAAACCUUAAGAAGAUUUUAGAUGGUUUUUGUAACUUGUUCUAGGACAUUUUUGAAAUCGACAACACAAUGAAACUUAUGUCGUAAUUUACUAUUUUCUAGUUUAAUGGAUAUUGAUUACUAUGGAUAGCUUAUAUUUUGGAUAUACAAUUUUGAUGAUGAACAUUGAUAACUGUUUUGUAAUUCUUAUUAUUGCUUUGAUCAUGUAUUUGACUUUAUUGGUAA
Capsicum annuum is the source of this 2387-nucleotide messenger RNA. RefSeq lists its product as uncharacterized. NCBI's taxonomy places the organism in Eukaryota, Viridiplantae, Streptophyta, Magnoliopsida, Solanales, Solanaceae. The transcript is spliced from 5 exons. Bases 955 to 1404 code for a protein of 149 amino acids. The record is from RefSeq and is a predicted model, not a curated record.